This is a messenger RNA of Podarcis raffonei (Aeolian wall lizard), 3350 nucleotides long. It is a transcript of the gene SLC37A4, whose product is annotated as solute carrier family 37 member 4. Gene Ontology annotation, cellular component: endoplasmic reticulum membrane. Gene Ontology annotation, molecular function: glucose 6-phosphate:phosphate antiporter activity. Lineage: Eukaryota; Metazoa; Chordata; Lepidosauria; Squamata; Lacertidae. The record is from RefSeq and is a predicted model, not a curated record. Gene Ontology annotation, biological process: phosphate ion transmembrane transport; glucose-6-phosphate transport. Bases 856 to 2211 code for a protein of 451 amino acids. The transcript has 11 exons.
CACUUUUCCCGCGGCUGGUGCAGAGGAACCACCGCGGCCGGUUGGUGGGCUGGCGGCGGCGAAUGGUCCACGUCCGGCUUGGGCAAGCGCCCUUGAAUUGUAUGGGCCCAAGGUGCCCGGGCCGACGUUGAUGGGCGCCCGGAGGCCUUUGGGAGCGGGAGGGAGCCGCUGCGGCGAGCGUGAUAAAAGUUUCUUCCUGCGUCCUCGCAACCUUUUCUUCCCUUGUUGUGUGGAUCUCUAAUAAAGGGUCACCCCUGCCGCGCCGCUAUCCUCUCGGAGGGUGAAGGGAUGGGGCCACGGCGCUCCCCUGAACCCGUCCACAGGCGGAAGGAGUGGAAUGCGAAUAGCCUCCGCCCGGGGUCGGGGGACCCGUCCGGUCUCUUGGCUGCCUCUGCCAAUUCAAUUGCCUUUCCUGUUUGGCUCCGUGUGGGGAUUCAUGUGAGACAGGAUGUUCUGAGCAGGGGAAUUGCGGUCUGCCAUGGACCAGACAAAUGCUAAUAAACUUAACAGUAAUAAGAAGAGGGCCAGUUCAUCUAAUCAACCGCAUGGUGGAUGGAUUUAUACUGAACAGUGUGUCCAGCCAUGUUCCCGGAGUUAAUUAUUCUCCAGAAGGUGGCCGUGAGCAGAAAAGAGAGCAACAGCGAACUCCAGCAAACCUCCGGGCUCAGCAGAAACCCUGGCAAGCGCCUGCCGCUCAAGUGCUCUGACAGCUGCUGGUUCCCUGCCUCUCUCUCUUCUUUCUAGCACAUUGGUGCCGCCACCCCUCUUCUCACAUUUACUGUAAACUGGGAUCUAAAGGCAGAACUGCUACAGGCACCUUCUCUCCGUCCUUAGAGGCACAGCUCUGAAAUCGCAAUGGCAGGAAAGGGCUACGGCUAUUAUCGGGUGGUGAUAUUCACUGCCAUGUUCAUUGGCUACACCCUGUACUAUUUCAACCGAAAAACGUUCUCGUUUGUGAUGCCUUCAAUCAUGGAAGAGAUAAGCCUCGACAAAGAUGACUUGGGUCUCAUCACCAGCAGCCAGUCUGCAGCUUACGCCAUUAGCAAGUUCAUUAGUGGGGUCCUUUCUGACCAAAUGAGUGCCCGAUGGCUUUUUUCCUCUGGCCUCCUGUUGGUGGGCUUAGUCAAUGUGGUCUUCUCUUGGAGCUCUACCGUCACCGUCUUCGCAGGGUUGUGGUUCCUCAAUGGGCUGGCCCAGGGCCUAGGGUGGCCCCCAUGUGGAAAAGUACUGCGCAAGUGGUUUGAACCUUCCCAGUUUGGGACUUGGUGGGCCAUCCUCUCCACCAGCAUGAACCUGGCAGGAGGGCUGGGCCCUAUUGUGGCUGCUCUGAUGGCGCUGAGCUAUGACUGGCGCACAACUCUGGCCCUUUCCGGCUCUGUGUGUGUGGUCGCCUCCUUUGUGUGCCUGCUCCUGAUUAAGAAUGAGCCCUCGGACGUGGGACUGCCCAACAUUGAGCCUGGGCCCAAGAAAGGGAAAAAGGGCUCCUCGGCAAAUGACAGCACACUGGCUGAGCUGCUGCUUUCUCCAUACCUUUGGGUCCUGUCUACCGGCUAUCUGGUUGUCUUUGGUGUGAAGACAUGCUGUACAGACUGGGGGCAGCUAUUUCUCAUCCAGGAAAGAGGACAGUCUGCACUUGUGGGAAGUUCCUACAUGAGCGCCUUGGAAGUUGGGGGCCUGGUUGGCAGCAUUGCAGCGGGCUAUCUUUCAGACCAAGCAGUGGCACGGGUGGGCCUGUCAAAUUAUGGGAACCCUCGACACAAACUUCUUCUCACUAUGAUGGCAGGCAUGUCGGCUUCUAUGUACCUCUUUCGGGUCACAGUCACAGCCAGCUCUCCUAAGGAAAGCGACUAUUGGAUUCUAGCCCUCCAUCCUCUUUCUAACCUUGUGGGCUUAACAGAACACGAGUUAUGGAUCCUGCUGUUAGGAGCUAUCUUUGGAUUUUGCUCUUAUGGGCCGAUUGCAUUGUUUGGAGUAAUAGCCAAUGAGAGUGCGCCGUCAAACCUGUGUGGAACUUCUCACGCCAUUGUUGCACUAAUGGCAAAUGUUGGAGGGUUCCUGGCUGGGCUACCUUUCAGUACCAUCGCCAAACACUACAGCUGGGGAACAGCCUUCUGGGUAGCAGAAAUUACCUGCACGGUCAGCACAGUAGUGUUUUUCUUCUUGAGGAACAUCCGCACCAAGAUGGGCCGUGUACCAAAGAAGGCUGACUAAAGCAGAGUGGUGGCUUGGCUGUUGAAGGAGCCUCCCACUGCAACCAUGGGUUUUAAAAAAGUACUCCAACAACUAUUAGAUCAAGGCAGAACUAAGCUUUGACAGUGUAUCCUGGACCAGGGUAAAGUUUUCUGUUAAAAAAAAAAAUAUCACUUUGCUGCCACCUCUUUUUGUUCCUUAAAAUGGGAACGGCCAGAAUGGUUUGGACCUAAUGGACCCAACCCUAUUCUGCUUCUCCCUGGCAAAGGCAAGAUUUGGCAGCUCCACCUGUAUUAGCCUCCUGAUGAUCUCACUGGCAGCCUGCACUUCUUCCAAAUGUGUUGUAAGCAAGCAGCGUAAGGACUCAUUUCCCUGCCUGGAGAGAGGGGGUCACUUUUCUACCUCCAUCACCUACAGAACACUUCUCUUGUGUAUUAGUGCUUAAUUAUUCCCUUGAUUUCUUCACCUUCCAACAUUCAGUUAAUUCCGAGAACUCUCUUCUCAAACAGUCUGUGGUUCAUUGGGGUGUAACUGAAUUGGAGACAUUCACAAGAGGGAAGGCUUCAUUCCUUAAUCUUAGUAUUUGGGGCUGUAGCUAGGCAAGGAUGGACAGGCACGUGUACCUUACUAAGCAUAUAGACAUGCAAACCUCAGAACUGGGCCCAAAUGUGUCUACCCAAGACUCUUUCAUCUGGUCCCCUGGAUUCUUCCCCAGACCCCAUCCCUACAUCGUUUUCAUUUUGCAGAAUGUGUUCUUGAACUCUUAUAAUGCUUCUUCCUUACAUGGAUGGAAGAGAGAAGGGGAUGUGUGUGUGUAGAAACUAGUCUGCUGUACAAAAGUUAAAUUUACAUGAGUUAUCCUCCUGCUUUUGCCUCUGGCCGUUUUCUACUGGCAUGUUGCCAGCAAGGGAAUGCAGCCCUCAGACUGAUGUAAUUAGAUACAUGAUAAUGAGGAAUGUAGCAUUUUGCAGUUUGCACUGAUUAGAACUUCCCUGGACACUUCUGCAGACAUUUUAGGGGCCUCUAACUAUAAUUGCCAUGAGGAGCUGAUAAUGCAGACUAAAAAUGGACAGUUUUAUGUGAAACUGGAUUCCAGAUCUUGUUCAUUGUUAUGGAGUGUACACUGACGGCAAUAAAGACAAUAAAGCAGAAUUAACCUA